UAAGGGGUUAGACCCCUUUACAAUUUUCAAAAAAUCGAAAAUUUUUUUUUUGCUUUAAAAAAUAGUUUGAAGCCUCUAAAAUAACAUGCAAAAGGUCCGAAGUUAAAGUUCGAAUUAUUUCACGAGAUAUAGAGUCUACAACGGACUCCUGUACCUGCGCGUCAGCGCGUAACAAUAGACCGAGCGCGCCAGCAAUAGAAUGAGAUCGGCAGAUGAAAACAGGCUCAGUGCCCUUGAGGUCCCUAUGUGCCUAGAGUCCCCUCCACUACUUUCUAACGUAUUUUUCGACAGUUUAAAUCUCUACAGUCGUUAGUCAUACAUCGACGACGAAGCACGUGUACGAAAUGGAUCAGCAAAAAAGAAUUAAUCGAAAAGGUUCAAGAUCUAUAUUAGGACGUGCUAGCAGACCUAAAAAACGACCAACUCCGCCAAAUCGUCAUUCCUUUGGUGAAACGAGUUCUUCCGCGAAAAAACUAAAACAUUCUGACGAGGAAGUACCGAUAAGUGCGACGCAUGGAUAUCGAAUAAUUAGUUUUGUGGCGAUAUUUUCGAGUUUGAGCGAAAUGUUGAAAUGUAAAACAUGUAAUGGCAAUAUAAAUUUCUCUGAAUCGAAUAUUUGCGGACUUGGAUUUAAAUUGGUUGUAAAUUGUGACAAUUGUGAACCGCGGUAUAUAAAUUCGUGCCCGCUUAUUAAAAACGCGUAUGAAAUUAAUAGACGGAUUGUAUUUGUUAUGAGACUUCUCGGAAUUGGUUAUGAUGGAGUAAAAAAGUUUUGCGGUCUAAUGGACAUUUCAAAAAUGUUUACCAAAAAUGUAUAUUAUGACAUUUUAGAAAAUAUACAUAUCGCGUCGAAAGCUGUCACCUCUAUAUUAUUUUCUGAAGCUGCUUGUGAAGAAAAACUGUUAACAGCACAAGCAGAAAAUACAUCUGAACUGGCAGGAUUAUAUGUUUCUGGUGACGGAACAUGGAGAAAGCGAGGUUUUUCGUCCUUACAAGGUGUCGUGUCGCUAAUUGGUAUACAUUCUGGCAAAGUUUUAGACAUUAUCGUAAAAUCAUUAUAUUGCAAGGGUUGCGAAUAUGGAAAAAAAAUUGAGAAUACACAGGAAUUCGAAACGUGGGAGGAAUCACAUAAGGAUACGUGCUCAAUUACUCACGAAGGAAACGCGGGAAAAAUGGAAGUAGACGGAGCGGUAGAAAUGUUCGCAAGAUCUGAGGAAUUACAUGGCGUGAAAUAUACAUCAUACAUCGGCGACGGUGACUGUAAGACAUAUAAAGGAAUUGUUGAAUCUCGACCUUACGGAGAUGAUGUCUUGAUCAAUAAAAAAGAAUGUGUCGGUCACGUUCAAAAACGAAUGGGUGCACGGCUCCGUAAAGUAAAGAAAGACACGAAAGGAUUAGGAGGAAAAGGGAAAUUAACAGCUAAAUUGAUAGACGAAUUGAGCGUGUAUUAUGGAUUGGCUAUCAGGAGACAUAAGGAUUCAAAAGAAGAAAUGAAAACAGCAAUAUGGGCUACGCUUAAACACAAAUGUUCUACCGACAAUAAUCCGCAGCACGACAACUGUCCUCCUGGGCCAAAUAGUUGGUGCACCUGGCAAGUGGCCAAGGCGAACAAUAAACUAACAGAAUAUGUUCAUAAACCAGCUCUACAUCAAGAUGUCAUAAAAGCAAUCACCCCUAUCUAUGAAGAACUGAGCAGGGAUGAUUUGCUAGAGCGUUGUGUGGGUGGUUACACUCAAAAUAAUAACGAAAGCCUUAACGGAUUAAUUUGGUCCUUUGCUCCCAAAAAAUUAUUCAGUGGCUUAAAAACCGUGGAAAUAGCUACAAAUAUUGCCGCCAGCAUAUUCAAUAAAGGCUAUGCAAGCAUUAUUUUAAUGAUGAACAUAAUGCACAUUACUAUCGGUCCGAUUACAAAUAGCAUUUGUGAAACUCUGGACGAGAGACGGAUUUCGAUCGCCGAGGCGCGAAUGUUGCAAAUGUCUAAAGAAAGCCGAACUGCGCGCAGACAAGAAAGAAUGUCCAUUCAGGAUUCCCUGUGCGAGAAGAAGAAUUUAUAUUACGAAGCAGGAAUGGCAGAUUAGCGACAAGCCAAAAUGGCGGAAUUAGGUACACCAGUUGACCGCGCAAAAAAAAACACGUUUUAGUAAUAAAUUUAUAACUCCUAUAAUUAUUAAUAUUUUUAAUUGUAAUUUUAUAUCUUAUAUGUUUAUUGUAUACUUAGAUCAUAUGCCAAAUAGCAACUUCGUAGUUUUUAUAGUUCUCCGUUAAUCAACGUUCAAAAAACACCUAUUUUUUAAGCCCGUCAAGGGGGUCUAACCCCUUAA
This is a messenger RNA of Monomorium pharaonis (pharaoh ant), 2321 nucleotides long. RefSeq lists its product as uncharacterized. The transcript is spliced from 2 exons. Lineage: Eukaryota; Metazoa; Arthropoda; Insecta; Hymenoptera; Formicidae. The record is from RefSeq and is a predicted model, not a curated record. Bases 345 to 2078 code for a protein of 577 amino acids.